This is a messenger RNA of Caenorhabditis elegans, 2141 nucleotides long. It is a transcript of the gene cnx-1, whose product is annotated as Calnexin. Gene Ontology annotation, cellular component: cytoplasmic vesicle; endoplasmic reticulum; perinuclear region of cytoplasm. NCBI's taxonomy places the organism in Eukaryota, Metazoa, Nematoda, Chromadorea, Rhabditida, Rhabditidae. The coding region runs from base 7 to 1866 and encodes 619 amino acids. The record is from RefSeq and is marked reviewed. Gene Ontology annotation, molecular function: calcium ion binding. Gene Ontology annotation, biological process: protein folding. The transcript is spliced from 6 exons.
GUAACCAUGGUGAACCGGAAAUGGAUGUAUAUAUUCAUUCAGUUUUUACUGGUAUCAUCAAUUAGAAGUGAUGAUGAUGUAUUUGAAGACGAUGAAGAGGAAGUAACCAAAGGUAGUGAUGAUAAGGAAGAAUUCGUACCAUCUCUCUUCGUUGCUCCUAAGCUUUCUGACAAGUCUACACCAAAUUUCUUCGAUUAUUUCCCAGUUGGAUCUAAAAUUGGUCUAACUUGGAUCAAAAGUCUUGCCAAGAAAGAUGACGUCGACUCUGAUAUUGCAAAAUACAAUGGAGAGUGGAGCAUCGGAGCCCCAACAAAAGUAUCGAUUGAAGGCGACCUCGGAUUAAUUGUGAAAACAAAGGCACGCCAUCAUGCAAUUGCUGCCAAACUCAAUACUCCGUUUGCAUUUGAUGCGAAUACUUUCGUUGUUCAAUAUGACAUCAAGUUUGAGGAAGGUCAAGAAUGUGGAGGAGGGUAUCUCAAGCUUUUGAGCGAAGGAGCUGAAAAAGAUCUUGCCAAUUUCCAAGAUAAGACCGCUUAUACAAUUAUGUUCGGACCUGACAAGUGCGGAGCCACUGGAAAAGUUCACUUAAUUUUCCGUUAUAAAAAUCCAAUUAACGGAACUAUUUCUGAAUAUCAUGCCAAUCAGCCAACAACGAUUGGAUCAACUUACUGGGAUGAUCAUAAUACACAUUUAUUCACACUUGUUGUCAAACCGACUGGUGAAUAUUCAGUUAGUGUAGAUGGAAAGAGUUUAUAUUAUGGAAACAUGAUGAGUGAUGUCACUCCAGCUCUUACUCCACCAAAACAGAUCUUCGAUGAGACCGAUUUAAAGCCUGUUGACUGGGAUGAACGAGAGAAUAUUGAAGACGAAAGUGCUGUAAAGCCAGACGAUUGGGAUGAAAAUGAACCACAAAGUGUGGUUGAUGAAGCUGCCACAAAACCAUACGACUGGAAUGAAGAAGAAAACGAAUUGAUUGCUGAUCCAGAAGCAAAGAAGCCACAAGAUUGGGAUGAGGAUAUGGAUGGAUCAUGGGAAGCUCCUCUAAUUGACAAUCCAGCUUGUAAAGGACUCAGUGGAUGUGGAACAUGGAAGGCACCGACUAUUAAGAAUCCUAAAUAUAAGGGAAAAUGGAUUCGACCAAAAAUUUCAAAUCCGGCGUUCAAGGGAAAAUGGACAGCUCGACUUAUCGAUAAUCCAAACUACUUCGAGCCCAAGCCAUUUGCCGGACUUGCUCCAAUUACUGCUGUCGGAAUCGAAAUGUGGACAAUGAGCGAAAAUAUCUUAUUUGAUAAUAUCCUCAUCACAUCAUCAGAAGAAGACUCGUCUGAUGUAGCUAAACAAACAUUUUACGUUAAGCAAAAAGAAGAAUAUCGUCUCGCUGCAGCCACUGGAAAUGGAAAUGGUUUCUUCCAGCAAAUUAUCGACGCAACAAAUGAAAAACCAUGGUUGUGGGCAGUUUAUAUUCUUUGCGUUCUUCUUCCUCUUGUUGCUAUCGGAGUAUUUUGCUUCGGAAAACAAUCGAAACCAACUCCAAACUUUGCGAAAAAGUCUGAUGCUUACUCAGCCGAUGAUGACAGAGUUCCGAACUUGGUCGAUGAUGACGAAGAAGAAAUUAUUGGAGAUGAGGAAGACGAUGUGAAUCAGCCUGGACCAUCCGGUUCCCAGAGCAAUCCAGAACCGCAAGACGAGGAAGAAAAUGCCGAACAACAAUCUGCGAAUUCCUCGCAAUCCAGUGCAGCUGAAGAAGAGGAUGACGAGCAUGUUGUUCCAGAAAAUGAGCCAGUGAAGCCAACUGAAGAAUUUGCCAAAAAGAGCCCGAAAAAUACCGGAGGGGCGAAGCGUCGCACAGCUCGCCGAGGGGAUUGAUCACGAGAUAAAAUUCAAAAUUACAAAAUUACAAUUCGUUUUUUCAUUGUUUCUUCCAAUUUAUUCCCCUCAAUUACCUACUUGCAGUUGUGAGUCUUUCGACCGGUUUUUAGAUGAGUUUAACACUUCCCAAAGCUAUAUUGCUCGAAAUCUCUUGAGGAUCUUAUGCCACACCUUCAAACUGUUUUGUUUUGUCAUAUGAAUUUAAUAUUAUAGCCAGGUUUACAUAAUUGAAAUUUAUAAUUUAUAGAUCGCAUAAAACCAAAAUAACAAAU